Fragaria vesca subsp. vesca is the source of this 986-nucleotide messenger RNA. Its product is annotated as cysteine-rich repeat secretory protein 60-like. The transcript is spliced from 4 exons. The coding region runs from base 1 to 900 and encodes 299 amino acids. The record is from RefSeq and is a predicted model, not a curated record. Lineage: Eukaryota; Viridiplantae; Streptophyta; Magnoliopsida; Rosales; Rosaceae. Gene Ontology annotation, cellular component: plasmodesma.
AUGUUCCUUAAGCCAAUUAAUGCAAUCAUCAUCACCAGCAGCUCUCUCCUACUUGUCUCCUUCUCCACAAUAUUCAUAGUUUCUCUGAUCUCCUCUCUCUGCUGCAUUCCUUACCUCUCUGCUGCUCCCUCCACAGACACCUUCGUCUUCGGAGGCUGCACGCAGGAGAAGUACGCCCCCAAUUCCCCCUACGAGUCCAACAUCAACUCCCUCCUCACCUCCCUCGUUAACUCAGCCACUUACUCCUCCUACAACAACUACACCGUUAUGGGCUCCAGCCCCCAAGACGUUAUCUACGGCCUCUACCAAUGCCGCGGCGACCUCUCCAUGCCCGACUGCGCCACCUGCGUCGCCCGUGCAGUCAGCCAAGUCGGCAGCUUCUGCCCCUACAACUCCGGCGGUGCCCUUCAGCUGCAGGGCUGCUACAUCAAGUACGACAACACCAGCUUUCUCGGCGUCGAGGACAAGACGGUGGUGCUCAAGAAAUGCGGUCCGUCUGUUGGGUACGACUCGGAUGGAAUGAGCCGGAGGGAUUCGGUUUUGGCUGCUUUGGUUGGCUCCGGUGGACCUUACAGGGUGGGAGGCUCCGGGGACGUGCAGGGUUUGGCCCAGUGCGUCGGGGAUCUGAGCUUCACAGAGUGUCAGGACUGUGUGACGGAGGCAAUCGGACGGGUCAAGAGUGAGUGCGGCGGCGCCGUUUACGGUGAUAUGUUCUUGGCCAAGUGUUACGCCAGGUACUCAACUGCCGGUGCUCAUUUCUACUCCAAGAUGCAUCAUGAUAAAUCUUACAGUGAGGGAGAGAAGACAUUUGCAAUUAUCAUUGGAUUAUUAGCAGGAGUUGCUCUGCUCAUCAUCUUUCUUACUUUCGUAAGGAAGGUGUUUGGGGGAAAUGGUAAAUAAAUUAUGAGUUUGAAUUGCUGCAAAUUAAAGUUGUUGGGUUGGUGAUUUCUUCUUGUGGUUGCUUCCCUUUCUUUUUUCCUUCUUCG